AUGAUGAAAUUAAAAUAAGCUUAUUUGAUCAAAAAAUUGUUCCUAAUUAAAUAAAAUAGAAAAAUGAAUGAUUAAUAAAGAAUACACAUCAUUCUUAAUCAUUUCCAAAACAUGUUGAUUCACUAUUUAAAAGUGUUCAAAUAAUAAAUAAAGAAUUCAAAUUAUAUAUUAUUGUAAAAAUUGAACAUAAGAUUGCUUGGGAAUUUCAGAAGAUCAGUUAUAUUGACUGGUGAAGUUUUGUUUAUACAAAGGUACUUUAAUUUGUCUAUUUAGGUGGAUCAUUAAGAAGGUAAGGUAAAUAUGA
This is a messenger RNA of Paramecium pentaurelia, 304 nucleotides long. NCBI's taxonomy places the organism in Eukaryota, Ciliophora, Oligohymenophorea, Peniculida, Parameciidae. The record is from the annotation of a GenBank genome assembly.